Messenger RNA from Chrysochloris asiatica (Cape golden mole), 1348 nucleotides. It is a transcript of the gene GFI1, whose product is annotated as growth factor independent 1 transcription repressor. Bases 38 to 1309 code for a protein of 423 amino acids. The transcript has 6 exons. Lineage: Eukaryota; Metazoa; Chordata; Mammalia; Afrosoricida; Chrysochloridae. The record is from RefSeq and is a predicted model, not a curated record. Gene Ontology annotation, cellular component: nucleus.
GGGCACUCGGAGUGGAGCGGGAGUGCGACAGGCCACCAUGCCACGGUCGUUCCUCGUCAAGAGCAAGAAGGCUCAUAGCUACCACCAACCGCGUUCCCCCGGACCUGACUAUUCUCUCCGUCUGGAGAAUGUGCCGGCGCCCGGCCGAGCAGACAGUAUCUCGAGCGCCGGCGGGGCAGACACGGGGUCCCGGGGCCGUCUGUCCCCUGAGUCUCAGCUGACAGAGGCCCCUGACAGAGCCUCCGCGUCCCCUGGCAGUUGCGAGGGCAGCGUCUGCGAUCGGAGCUCGGAGUUUGAGGACUACUGGAGGCCCCCGUCGCCCUCAGUGUCUCCAGCCUCGGAGAAGUCGGUGUGUCCGUCCCUGGACGAAGCGCAGACCUUCCCUCUGUCCUUCAAGCCGUACUCGUGGAACGGCCUGGCGGGUUCUGACUUGCGACACCUGGUGCAGAGCUACCGGCCGUGCGCCGCCCUGGAGCGUGGCGGGAGCCUCGGCCUCUUCUGCGAGCGCUCCCCGGAGCCGGGCCACCCGGCCGCACUGUACGGCCCGGAGCGGGCUGCAGGAGGUGGAGCGGGGGCGGGGACUCCAGGGGGUGGUAGUGCCGGAGGUGGCGUCGGUGGCGGCCCAGGCCUGGGACUCUACGGCGACUUCGGGCCCGGGGUGACCGGGCUGUAUGAGCGGUCAGCGGCAGCGGCCGGCGGGCUGUUCCCGGAGCACAACCACGGACUGCAUGCGGACAAGGGCACCGGCGUCAAGGUGGAGUCGGAGCUGCUGUGCACCCGCCUGCUGCUGGGCGGUGGCUCCUAUAAGUGCAUCAAGUGCAGCAAGGUGUUCUCCACGCCUCAUGGGCUCGAGGUGCACGUGCGCAGGUCCCACAGCGGCACGAGACCAUUUGCCUGCGAGAUGUGCGGCAAGACCUUUGGGCACGCGGUGAGCCUGGAGCAACACAAAGCGGUGCACUCGCAGGAACGGAGCUUCGACUGUAAAAUCUGUGGCAAGAGCUUCAAGAGGUCGUCCACCCUGUCCACACACCUGCUCAUCCACUCAGACACCAGGCCCUACCCCUGUCAGUACUGUGGCAAGAGAUUCCACCAGAAGUCAGACAUGAAGAAACACACCUUCAUCCACACUGGUGAGAAACCCCACAAGUGCCAGGUGUGCGGCAAGGCUUUCAGCCAGAGCUCCAACCUCAUCACCCACAGCCGCAAGCACACGGGCUUCAAGCCCUUCGGCUGCGACCUGUGUGGGAAGGGCUUCCAAAGGAAGGUGGACCUCCGACGGCAUCGGGAGACACAGCAUGGGCUCAAAUGAGCACCUUAGUUGGCCAGAAGCAGCAAGCAGCUUCACAAC